AUGACGAAUUUCGUGCUGGUUGCUAUGCGACAGUGGUUGCUGAAUCUGUGUUAUGUGGUGCUGGACCACAUUCCGCCCUUUUUCUGGGCGUUUUUGAACGUUCUUGGGGAUAUCUACAUGUUUUGGUUCUACAAGUUGGGGAACUACCUGCGGCCCAAGUCGCGUGUGGUGUACUACGAGGCGAUCAAGGAGCUGGACCACUGCGACUCGUAUGAGAACUGGUGCCAGACGGCGGCGAUGGUCGACGAGAUCACUGGGGCGAACCUGUGGCGGCGCAACUUCUUCUCGCGGCGGUACGACUUCCAUUCCGUGCUGGAGCAGUACUCCAUUCUGUCCAAGGCACUCGAGUCAGAGGACACGGACACGAUAAAGGAGAAACUGUCCACUACGGGGCCCUGCAUGCUGCGUAAUUUUGCAGGGAUUGUCGAUAAGAAAUUGUUCACGAAGUCGCUCUUGGGGACGAAGUUGCUCAUCGAGCAGUAUUUGGACAAGACGCUCGAGUCACUGGAUCUGUUGGAUAUGAACUUCACGGAGACCUCGUUUUUCCAACGGUGUAAAUUGUCUUUGGGGACCACCGCGUUGAUCCUGAAGGGUGGGUCCGUGUUUGGAUUGUUCCAUCUCGGGGUGAUACGUGGGCUUCUAUCGCAAAACCUCAUGCCCAACAUCAUCAGUGGGAGUUCUAUGGGUGCAUGUGUUGCUGGUGUAUUUGGAUGUCUCUCCAAUGAUGAGAUAGAUCAGCUGUUAAGCGAGGAUGGGAUUUUGAACGUGAUCAAGGACGAUGCGGAGCUUCUGCGGAGUUGUGGGUAUGGGAUCGUCGAGCAGCAUUUGAACUUGGGUACGCUGGUCCAGAACUUGAUCCACCACGGUUACUCGCAGGACGUGUACUUGUUUAUUCAGUUUGUGCUGAAGUAUAUCAUUAAGGACACGACUUUUGAGGAGGCGUACCAGAACACGCGGAAGAUCUUCAACAUCGUGAUCCACCCGACAGACAAGUCGUGUCCGAACCUGUUGAACUACGUGACGACGCCGAACGUGCUGAUCCGGUCCGCGAUCGACUGUUCUCUCGGCACCGGUGUAAUUUCGGAGGACACAAACUUGUACUGUAAGAGUCUAGACAAUGAGGUGGUGCCCUUUUUGACGCGGCCAGGUGUCAAGUUCAUGGCCCCCGAGCGGGCGACCACAACAGAGAACGAAUUGGAGAGCCCCUACACUCGGCUGACCGAGUUGUUCAACGUGAACAAUUUCAUAGUGUCCCUAGCGAGACCGUACUUGGCCCCCCUUGUGGUGAACGAUUUAAAGCACGAGAUCAAGACUUCCAAAUAUUACUACUACAAGCACUACCCUGAGACGAACAAGCAUCUGAUAGAUCUACCUGAAUUGGGGAUACCGCAGUUGAACUUCACUGAGAUGGAACCGCUAGCGUUCAAGUUCAAGUACCAUUUGGAGCGGAAGUUGAAGAAUAUUAUCACGAUGGAGUUCCACCAUCGGAUGCAAGUGCUGGACAACCUCGGGCUGCUGAGCAGCUGGGUGAAGCGGCUGGCGAUCGACGAGCCGACGCCGCGGUCUGCGACGGAGAUCGUGAUCGUGCCGCGGAUCAAGUCGCUGUCGCUGACGCGGAUCAUCGAGGGCCAACUGGACAACAUCCCAUACUGGAUCAAGUGCGGUGAGCAAAGCACGUGGCCGGUGUUGUCGCUGAUAAAUACGCGUUGUGCUAUAGAGUUUAGACUGGAUGAGGUUAUAAAGGAGCGGAGAAAGUGA
Messenger RNA from Huiozyma naganishii CBS 8797, 1758 nucleotides. RefSeq names its product bifunctional triglyceride lipase/lysophosphatidylethanolamine acyltransferase (gene TGL3). Lineage: Eukaryota; Fungi; Ascomycota; Saccharomycetes; Saccharomycetales; Saccharomycetaceae. The transcript has a single exon. Gene Ontology annotation, molecular function: triacylglycerol lipase activity. The record is from RefSeq and is a predicted model, not a curated record. The coding region runs from base 1 to 1758 and encodes 585 amino acids. Gene Ontology annotation, biological process: lipid metabolic process.